Molecule: messenger RNA, 838 nt
Organism: Hymenoscyphus albidus
Lineage: Eukaryota; Fungi; Ascomycota; Leotiomycetes; Helotiales; Helotiaceae
Source: the annotation of a GenBank genome assembly
AUGGGCGUCUCAAAUAUUUUGAACGGAGCAAUGGGUCUUGCUAUGCUUCUUCCACUCUUAUUCUAUAUACCCAAUGACGUCGACUCGGUGCUCAAUAGCGAGACCUAUUCCCGUUUAUUGGUAUAUUUAAAUAUGCCGUAGGUUACAAGGCUGGCGGCACUGCACUCCUAGGUUGACCUGCGAGUCGGAAAUAAGUAUCAAUGAAAAAGGAAAACAGCAAGCUGAUAAUUUCUGCCAUCUACAGACCUACAUAAUUAUUAUAACAGAAAUCUUCACCUCGGUCGGAGCCCUCGCCACUGCUUCCCGUAUGCUCUCGGCUUUCGCUCGUGAAGAGGGCCUCCCAGGUUCAAGAUAUCUCGCCAGAGUCGAUGGUCGAACCUAUCUCCCACUUUACGCCAUAGGCGCAACAGUAUUGAUAAAUCUCCUCUUAUCACCCAUCAACAUCGGUUCUUCAGUAGGAUUUGGGGCAUUCAUAUCUCUUAUAGUAGCAUCAUACUACUCAUCCUUUAUCUUGUCUGCGGUGGUAAUGUUGCAUAAACGUCUCACAACUCCGGCGAACGAGAUACCAUGGGGACCUUUCAGAUUGGGGCUAUGGGGAGUUCCAGUCACAGUCGGUGCUAUUGCUUAUUCGAUUCUUGGGACUUUCUUUUCCAUGUGGCCUACUGCAAAUUACCCGAAUUUUGAGAGUAUGAAUUACGGUAUCUUAGUUUUCGGGGUCAUAUUACUGUUCGCGGGGGUAUUCUGGCUCAUGAAUGGAAGGAAGACGUACACAGGGCCGGUCAUUGAGACGACUGGGUGGUUUCCGAGGGAUAUUUUGAUGGCAUGGCUAUUUAGGUAA